This is a messenger RNA of Rhipicephalus microplus (southern cattle tick), 6352 nucleotides long. RefSeq lists its product as uncharacterized. Gene Ontology annotation, molecular function: monocarboxylic acid transmembrane transporter activity. The record is from RefSeq and is a predicted model, not a curated record. Gene Ontology annotation, biological process: transmembrane transport; monocarboxylic acid transport. Lineage: Eukaryota; Metazoa; Arthropoda; Arachnida; Ixodida; Ixodidae.
GAGAAUACCGUGGUGGAGUGGGCGCGGACCUCGCUCCCAGCAGUGUCGCUCCGCCGGCGUCGGACAUUGCGUAGCGACCUGCGCGUUGCUUGUGCCGGCGCGCGAGCGCGUCGCGGCGUUUUGUGCUGUGGCCUCUUCCACUCAGCUGACGCGUCUCGCCGGAGUGAUUUGCGUGGCGCGCGCGCGUGUGUGUUUGCUGCUCGCCGCGCCGUCGUCGUCCGCUCGCUGCGCGUGAGCCGCCAGCCGUUGCUCGAAAGACACUGCCCGAUGAGUGCGCGCCCAGCCGCGGGUUGGGCAGAGCCACGGCGGAGUCGUCGUUGCCACCCUCUUCGCCGCCACCACCGCCGCUUGGGCCGGGGCGCCGGGCCGGGCGGCCGGCGCGCUGGCUGGCUCCGCGGUUGAGGAAAAACAUUGGCAGGCCUACCGGUAGCGGGCCGGUGCGCCGUCGCCGCGCCGUUUCUGAGGGCGACCGAGGGGAUUUCCAGGACUCGAGGCAAGCAGAAGACCGAGACUUCGUCAAAAUGCCUCCACUCAACAUCAAGUCUAUGUCCAAGGAGCUGGACUCGAAGACCUUAUGCCAGCUCCAGUCGAGCCCCUCCCUGGCCGGCAGUGUCACUGGCCUCGGAUCGGCGGCCACCAUCGCCACGGUGGCAGCGGCGGCGGCACAGCACGGGCCGCCCAGCGGCCUGCCCUCGCCCACGGAGAACGGGCCCGCACUACCACCAGGGAUACCGCCAUCAGCAACGGCAAUAGCCAUAAUGACGGCUUCGGCGGCGGGCGGAGACGAAGAAGUUGACGACGGAGCCCUGGACCCGGAGGAAUUCUACGCGGCCAUCCCAGAGCCUCCGGACGGUGGCUGGGGCUGGAUGAUCGUUGCCGCCUCGUUCCUCUGCAACAUGGUGGUCGACGGCAUCGCUUACACCUUCGGAAUCUUCUUCCCCGAAUUUGUGGACCACUUCAAGGCACCCAAAGGGACCGUCGCUUGGGUUGGAUCAUUGCUGUCGGGAUGUUACCUGAGCGCCGGCCCCUUGGUGAGUGCGUUGACAAAUCGGUAUGGCUGCCGGGCUGUGUGCAUCGGGGGAAGCAUCGUUGCCUGCAUCGCUUUCUUGCUUAGCACCAUCGUACAGGAUGUGGGCAGCCUAAUGGUCACAUUUGGUUUGAUGGCUGGUGUCGGCUUCGGUCUCAUCUAUCUACCAGCCAUCGUGAGCGUGAACCAAUACUUCUCCAAGAAGCGUGCACUGGCUACAGGAAUCGCCGUCUGUGGCUCCGGCAUGGGCGCAUUUGUGUUCGCCCCUUUCUGUCAGUACCUGCUCACCAUCUUCAACUGGAAAGGGGCACUCAUGAUUCUGGCCGGCCUGUCGCUCAACUGCGCCGUGUUUGGCGCACUCAUGCGGCCGCUCCUCGCAUCGGACAACCCGCAGACUAAGCCGCUUCUGCAGCGGAUCUGGGAGGAAAAAGAGCGGCAGCGGCAGGACUCACUCUGUAACAGCCAGUUCUUCUUGGUGCAGCACGCGGACGGGACCAUUGAGAAGAGGCAAAAGCUGCUCUUGAACACCGAGCCAGGCGUCCACUCGACACUGUACCUGGACCAGUGGGGCAAGUCUCCUAUGGACACGCCAGUCAUCACGCUGUCCCCCAUUCAGGAGGCCAGGCCAUCCCGCAUGGGCUCAAAGGAAGACCAGAACGACGAUUCUGGAGACUCAGGAAAGGAGAAUGGCAGCACUAAAAAGGGUUCACCACGACAGGAAACGGCGCCGGCAACCACGGAAUCCGAGAAAGAUGCAGGGCAGCAGCAGUCAAACGUCGACGACGAGAAGACAGUCACAGAGACAACCCAGAUGAUUCCUUCUGAACAAGACAACCAGGCUUCCGGUAACCAGCCAACACCGAAUGGCCACGUUGUGAACGGUGGUCCUGCAGUUGCGGCUCCGACGGCUGUAUCGGCCAUUCAGGAGAUCGCCAGGCGCAAGGGCAUCAUGUCUUCCAGGAGUGCCACGAAGCUGUGUCUGUCGAACAUUACCAUGGGAACUGAGAUGCGUAGGAACAGCUCGUCUCCUCGCAUGUCUUCGAGCGGCUAUGUGUACACGGGCGCAGCGAGCCGGCCACACGGCCGUCUCACUACGUCUGGCGAGGUCUGGAAGCGCGUGUCGCAGGAGACUGUGGCUGGCGGACCGCGCCAAAUUCAGAAGGCAAAGAAAAAGGACAUCGCUCGACCCAUGUAUCGCAAGGAUAUAUUCUACAGUGGAAGCGUAGUCAACCUUCCAGAGUAUCGUCUGUCGCAGGGUGACGUUCGUUCUUACGUCGCCAGCGUAUUGACCAUCCCAGCAACAGACACCAUCCCGGCAGCCAGCGGUGUGGAUCUUCCAGAUGGCAAGCCUGCGGCAGGUUCUUUUUGUCCACCCUGCUUGCGCCUGCCAGCCUCCAUGACUGAUACCCUCGCCGACAUGCUAGACAUGGAAUUGCUCAAGAACCCAGCUUUUGUUUUGGUCUGCGUCUCAAACAUCGUUGGCAUGAUGGGUUUCUGCAUACCUUUCAUGUACAUCGCUGACUCUGCCAUGCUUAAAGGCAUCGACAAGGACAAGGCCGCCUUCCUUCUUUCGCUCAUCGGUAUCACAAACAUGAUUGGACGUCUCAUCUUCGGAUGGCUCUCGGACUUGCCCCAGAUCAACUGCCUACUACUCAACAACCUUUCCCUCUGCCUGAGCGGUAUUGCUGUGUUCAUUCUGCCUUUCUGCUAUUCCUACCCAGCCACCGUGGCCACGUGUAUGAUCUUCGGAUUAAUUGUCGCUGCUUAUAUUUUGCUCACAUCAAUCAUACUCGUGGAGCUCUUCGGUCUGGACAAUCUGACGAACUCUUUCGGCUUACUCAGCCUGUGCAGAGGAGCAGCUUGUAUGGUUGGACCUCCUCUAGCAGGUACCCUGUUCGACAUGACGGGCUCGUAUGACGUUCCUUUCUUCGUCUCGGGCACCAUGCUCAUCGUGUCUGGCGCCAUGUCCUCCUUCAUACCGUGUGUGCGGAACACGGCCGUCAAGCCGGAACCGUUGCCCGACAUCGCCUCUCCUCUCGAAGAGAUCCCCGAGGAAAGCGACGUGCCCGAAGAUGAGGAAGAGAACGUCGAGAGCAUCGUCUAAAGCAAGAAUUGUCCCAUUCGAUGACGGUACAUUCUUUUGCGCGCUUUGUUGCGGCUCCUGUCCAGCUCAACGCCUCCUCUCAAAGUGACGCCUGUACUGCGCAGAACUCACUCGCUAUUUGACACUGAGUUGGUCGUAGCGGCGCCACUCGCAGGUGAAUUAUGGGCGCAUUGAUAGAACAGUGAGAGCCCACGAAUAAGAAAAGAUGACCGGUGAUUGAGACACAAACAUCUCGUUUCCCGGUGAAAACUAAGCGACAUGACUUUUGUCUCUUGGCUCCGAGAGCAACCCGAUUUCAUCCUGUCACCAGUACUCGGCGCCACCUCCUUUCUUCAUUUGAUAGGUUGACUUUCUUGUGGUCUUCGUUCAUCUCUCCUACGUGCUUGCAGCAACCACAUCACAUGUUGUGCUUUUCUUCAGCGUUGCCCCUUCUUCACAUCCAAGCCUAAAACGCCAAGCGCCGAGCUGGGCUGCGCGAAGAAGCCAACCGAACCAAAGCCAUUUUCAUCUUUCCUAAUGCGUCCCGGAGCCAUAUGUACUCAUUCAUUGCACUGAAAGCGACUCGUCAGACAGAAAAACAAGGUGCAGUGGAGAGAGUUUGGGUGCUCUUUGGCUAUUCGGACGUCUACGUGUAAGUGAUGCUACGUACGUUUUAGUGCGCGCUUUAAUGAGAGGCGAUUAUUUUCAUGGCUUUGAGAAAGUGCGCACAGAACUCUUUCAUUUUUCGUGCAUUUCUGUGCUGGUGCGUGCGUGUGUAGUGUCAAGGUGCCAUGCUCUGAUGACAAGUGGUGGACGUAGCGAAGAUGAAAAAAGAAGGGUUCGCCCUCUUUAUGAACUAUUUGCUCUUCUGUCAUCGAGCACCACUGUUUGUGACAGCGUUUGAUCGUCGUUGUGUUUUCUGAAAGCGACAGAGGUUGGAGAACGGGGUGAAAAUAUGUCUUUCGAUUAAGCUUUAAGGCUGUGCAUGCGGCACCCUCCUCGAGCUUCAGAUCGUGUGGACCAUUGAGAGAGUAAGAAGAAUGAAAGAGAAGAUGAGAAGUUGAAGCAUUGAAGGAACGUUUGGUCACGUGUCGUCGAAGACGUCUGAAAGGAUAUAGGAACUUCUUUUUGUUGUAAGUCGCCAUCCUGCUUCAGACACUGCGCGCUUGUUUGUGUUUAGUUAUCUUCUCGUCGAAGAAACGUGUGACUUUUGAAGAGGACAUCAAGCGCUCACUCUGCGGACAAUGCGCGGAGAGUACUAUGUGCAGUGAUGGCAGUGGUGCGCCCAUGUGCAUGUUCUCUUUUACACUUAUGUGUCAUUUCAUUUUUCUUUCAAUUCUCUUCGUUAUCUCGUCCAUUGGGUCCUAAGACAAACACAUAUGAUGCACAAAGAAACGAAACAGAAGAGACGUGUGAGGGGAACCCCCCCCCCCCCCCGAGUUUAUCGUCGGCCUAAAUGACGCAUUCCAGUGCACAACGGAACUUAUGGAAGUGAACUUGCUUCGCUUAAGAUAAAGGGAAGUAAAAUAUUUAAAAACGGAUGUGUCGUUUGUCGCAUCCACAGGCGUAAUACACAACUCAAGAUUGUAGUCACCACAUAUCUGUGAUAUAUGCUCCUUGGCCCGACAGCUAAUCGCUACACCGCAAGACUCUGUAGACAACAACUAUGGCGUGUUUGUUCGUAAAAUUCAAGAAAACCACAGUAAUUUUUGUCCUUAUUUUUUCUCGUAGCCAAACAUGUAGCCAAAGUUGCCACUGUGCGGACAUAGUGUUAUGACUGCUCUUAUCUUUAGCGCUGUGUCCUUUUCGCGGAGGGAAAAAAUGCAAGGCUUUUUGUUUCUUCUCCUGCAUCCCAUGUCCAGCUGUCUCUUUAAUGUUUUGAACUAUAGGACCAUCAUAAUUCAUUGUCUAUAUAGUGACUAGUUAAGAAAGCAGACCUAGACUUGAAAAUCUGUUUCCAAUGAGAGAACACAUGUGUGUCCUGGAGAGACAUUCCAAAAUGCGUGUUAAGCUCACACCCUAUUUCGGAAAAAAGAAAAAACUGUGGGAGCUAUACAUGUUGUGAAAGUAAAUACAAGCUCUGUCCUUAUUGCUACUAUUUUGCCUUGAACACAGUGCUAUAAGUUCUUUAGUUUGGGUAAGUUAGUGGCUUUGCUUUCUCUUGCUCAGCGAACUGCAGUUGACGGAAUUGUGCCGAUAGGACGGUGAAUGGUCCAUGCUGCAGUAUUUAUCAUGGCUGGUUUGAAAUAGGUAGCUUGGUAGCUCAUAAAGCCAAAAAAACAUUUCGUGGAACCCAGUUUCUUGAAUACAUCUUAGUUUUAUCUGUAAUUACGACAGCGUAAAAACUCACUUGCUGUUAGCUAAAGAUUACUACAUUUAGCUAGCAAGCUUUCAGUUUAAGAAAGUUUUCUACGAUGAAGUGAUGGCAAAAUACUCGUACAAACUUGUAAGAUACUAUUGGCAUACCAACUUUCUUUUGUCUGUAUUGUUUGGUAGCUUAUGGCAAGUUAUUGACAUUGUAGUUCAAUUAAUCAACGAUUACACGUGUGAUCUAUCCAACAAUGCAUCAAUUUAAGUUUUCAUUCACAUUUGUGAAGUGAAUGAAAACUUAAAUUGAAGCUUCCAGCAUCACAAUUCUAGUGAGUGCUGACCAAAAAGUCGUUGUGGAUCAAAAAUACAGGAAAGAUACUGAAGCACACCAACGAACAGCCAAAGUGCAGUAUGUUUUGCCGUCUCGAUUUCAUAGGACCUGUGGUAGGGGCCAGAUGGGACACUGUUACGUUCAAAAACAGCUUUGCGGCAUGUUGUGAUGGCGCUAGCGUAGGUUCUCAUAGGGUUGCGCAAUGAGGGGCAAGGGACCCAGGUUUGAUGCACUUGGAAGUGAAUUCGCUUUUUUUUUCUCAAGGCAUACGCCCGAUGCAGCAUCAUUAGGUCGAGUGCAGCUGUACGAGAGAACGCGUACGUAUGCGCUUUUUAGAAAACAUAUAUAAACAGCGCUGUCCAUUUUGCAACGCCCACAGACAUACGACACACAUACACAGACACAACACAGACGGUGCAAUCAGUGCUGCUUGCGCUAACGCUCGCAGGUGUGAAGAGAUGGCCUUGAAUCGACUCCUUGGGUUGCAAGUUCACCUAUAUAGCCUUUUAAAGUACUAAAUGACAACAGAGUGAACGCUGAGAUCCUUUUUUUCUCCGCAGCUCUUAGAAACAAAAUAAAGCUGUUAUUUGUUUACGCCCUA